UUCCCUCACUGCAAAAAAGAGCAACCUUUCAUGGCUUCCAUCAUUGUGCCCACGUGCUCCCCGACCUCUCUUCAGCUUCGAUUGGCCUUCAAUGGCAGGAAAUUCCCCCUCACUCUGCACUCUCGGCUACCCAAUUUCAACCCUCGGGUUCGCCUUCUCUGCGCUGCGCAAAACGGAACCGGGUCGGAAUGGGUCGGGUCGAAUCCUAAGGUCGACGCGUUGUCGGGUUGGUCCGAUUCCGGGGGUGGGGACGAGCCCAAAAACUCCCAAAAAAAGGAAUCAUAUGGAGGAGUUGUGGGAGUAGGAGUGGCUGGAGUACUUCUUCUUUCAGGUCUUACCUUUGCUGCCUUAUCUCUCAGCAAACGAACUGGUUCCAGACCACAGCAAGAAAUGAAGCCCUUGACUACGCAGCAGGAGGUGCUUUUGUCUUCUGAUAACCAUAAUGAUGAAAGUACAGAACAAGUAAAUGCUGGUAACACGGUGGAGGUGGAGCAAGGAAAUGAUAAAAUGGAAGGUCAGGUAGAUGUAUCCAGGGAUUAUUCAUCUCCUGAGUGUGAUAAUAUUCACAGUGAUCAUAGAAUUGUUGAUGAUUCUGAUUUAGGAUUCCAGUUGGUAUAUGAUAGUAAAAACACCUCCAAUGGUAUUGAUGAUGCCACUAAACAUAUAUCUGUUCCAGAAGACUUACAACAUGAAUCAGCUCUUGAUGACAAGUUAGUUGCUCCCAGUGAAAGCCCAAUGCCAUUUGAGUCGGAAAAUGCUGUUAAUUCUUUUAAUGCUAAUGGAUUUAGAGACUUUGAUAGCAACCCUGAUGUAGAUUCAGCAGAAUCAACUGCUGAACUUAAAGAGAACCUCUUCAAUGUUGAACCAGGAAACAUGCCCAACUCCGAUGCUAAGCCACUACAGCUUAAGACUGAGAACCAAGAUGAAAUAAGCAGUUCUAGUGGCAGUAGAAGUUCCGGUAUUUCCAAAACAUCUUCUAGUUUAGAUGCUGAUAAUGAGACUGAAAUUGCCAAUAUUGUGGUCAAUCCUGAGUCAAAUAACACAAUUUCAGAUCCUAAGUUUUUUACUGAAGAUGAUCAAGGGAAUGUUCUAUCAGCUUCUAAUUCAAACAAAGAAAAUCUUGACCUGAACAAAAUUCCACUUGUCUCAGGUGAGGGAAAUAAGUCAUCCUUUGAAGAGCAGAGCAUUCCUGGAAAUGACCUGUUUAGAAAAUCAUCUAUAUCAUCAUCAGCCAAUGAACUGGUAGAUGAGCAGGUUGGGAACUAUAAUAAUGAGGUUAAUAAAGUUAGAUCUGAAUCUCCAAAGUCUGGAUCUGUUUUCUCUGCCCCUGGCAUUCCCGCUCCAUCAGUAGUUUCUGCAGCUGUACAGGUGCUACCUGGAAAGGUUUUGGUUCCUGCAGUUGUUGAUCAGGUUCAGGGGCAAGCAUUAGCUGCAUUGCAAGUUUUAAAGGUUAUUGAGCCUGAUGUUCAACCUGGUGAUUUAUGCACACGUCGUGAAUAUGCUCGCUGGUUGGUGUCUGCUAGCAGUGCUCUUUCAAGGAACACAAUUUCGAAAGUAUAUCCUGCUAUGUACAUAGGCAAUGUUACUGAGCUUGCAUUUGAUGAUGUUACCCCUGAGGACCCUGAUUUUUCUUCCAUUCAAGGCUUGGCAGAAGCUGGACUUAUUGAAAGCAGGCUUUCAAGAAGUGACCAACAGUUGUCUGCUGAUGAAGACAAUAGCCCAUCUUACUUCUCCCCUGAAAGCCCUUUAUCACGUCAGGAUCUUGUCAGUUGGAAAAUGGCCCUAGAGAAAAGACAGCUUCCUGAAGCUGACAGAAAGAUGCUGUACCGACUUUCUGGUUUUAUAGACACUGAUAAGAUACAUCCCAAUGCAUGCCCUGCAUUAGUAGCUGACCUAUCUGCUGGGGAGCAGGGAAUAAUAGCUCUUGCAUUUGGUUAUACACGAUUGUUCCAGCCAGAUAAACCAGUAACAAAAGCCCAAGCAGCUAUUGCCCUUGCUACUGGAGAUGCUUCUGACAUUGUUAGUGAAGAGCUUGCGCGCAUUGAAGCAGAAUCUAUUGCUGAAAAUGCUGUUGCUGCACAUACUGCUUUAGUAGCUCAAGUUGAGAAGGAUAUCAAUGCAAGUUUUGAGAAGGAGCUUUACAUAGAGAGGGAAAAGAUCAAUGCUGUUGAGAGAAUGGCUGAAGAGGCUAGACUUGAGUUGGAAAGGUUAAGAGCUGAGAGAGAAGAAGAUAAUAUUGCCCUGAUGAAGGAACGGGCUGCUAUUGAAUCAGAAAUGGAGGUUUUUUCAAACUUAAGACAUGAGGUUGAGGAUCAAUUGCAAAGCCUUAUGAAUAACAAGGUGGAAGUAGCAUAUGAGAAAGAGAGGAUUAGCAAGCUUCGGGAUCAAGCAGAAGUUGAAAACAAGGAGAUUGGCCGUUUACAGUAUGAGCUAGAGGUUGAACGAAAAGCCUUGUCCAUGGCCAGGGCAUGGGCAGAGGAUGAGGCCAAACGAGUAAGAGAACAAGCAAGAGCCUUAGAGGAGGCUAGAGAUCGUUGGGAGAGGCAUGGAAUCAAAGUGGUAGUUGGUGAUGACCUACGUGAGGAGUCCUCUGCUGGAGUUACAUGGCUCAAUGCUGGAGAGCAAUUCUCAGUUCAAGGAACAGUUGACAGGGCUGAGACCUUAUUGGACAAGCUCAAAAAAAUGGCAGCAGAUAUCAGAGGGAAAUCUAGAGAUACAAUUGACAAAAUCAUCCACAUGGUUUCCCAAUUUAUAUCAAAAUUGAGGGAAUGGGCAUCCAAAACAGGAAAACAGGCUGAAGAAUUAGGAGAAGCUGUCAUGUCAAAGGCAGGUAAGUCAGCCAUUGAGUUGCAGCAAGGUGCCCUUGAACUUGGAUUUGCUGUCAAAGAAGGUGCAAAGCGGGCUGCUGGUGAUUGUAGAGAAGGGGUUGAGAGAGUCACUCAAAAGUUCACCCAAAAGUUCAAGACCUGAUCCAUCUCUGUUGCUCCUCCAAUAUUUUUUUCAAGCUUAUUGGUUGUUGAUUGGCCGAAACUGUAAUUUACUUUUGUUUUUUCUUUUUCUAGUGCUUCAAUAGACACGUGUGCCAGACAUGAUGUAGGAACAUUGGCAGUUCUAACGUCCAAGAACUGCCUUUGGAAUAUGGCAAUAUAUUCAUGUGAAGCCAUGUUUUGUAUAAUUGAAACCAGUAGCAAUUGUAGUUGAGGAAUAAUCUGUUGUAAUUCAGCAUAUUGCCUAGAUUGCUCAAAUGUCUGUAGCUCAUUUCGUUCAUGUGAAGUUAAAUAAAUUAACCAAAGAUCAAA
Molecule: messenger RNA, 3299 nt
Organism: Gastrolobium bilobum
Lineage: Eukaryota; Viridiplantae; Streptophyta; Magnoliopsida; Fabales; Fabaceae
Exons: 10
Coding region: 31-2970 (979 amino acids)
Source: RefSeq, a predicted model, not a curated record